GGCCUUGCUUGCUGGGAGCUGAGAAGCUGAGAGGCCCCUGCCUGCUAGUCCUCAACUCUUGGCACUGGCGGUGGCUUGGGCUUCACAUACUGUCAGACGCCUUCUUGGAGGCCUCCAUAGCCUCACCUUCCAGAAGAGACCUCAGCCUCUAGAACAUAAAGACUCAGGUCUUGCCUCCCAGGCUUGAAGCUGGCUCCACAAGGGACGCGGUGACAUGAGGGGCAACCCACUGAUUCAUCUCCUGGCCAUCUCCUUCCUCUACCUCCUCUCAAUGGUGUGUGCCCAGCUGUGCCCGACAUCCUGUGCCUGUCCCUGGAUGCCGCCCCAGUGCCCACUGGGGGCAAACCUGGUGCUGGAUGGCUGUGGCUGCUGUCAAGUGUGCGCCCGGCGGCUCGGGGAGUCCUGCGACCACCUGCAUGUCUGUGACCUCAGCCAGGGCCUGGUUUGUCAGCCCGGGACAGGCCCCGGUGGCCGGGGGGCAGUGUGCCUCUUGGAAGAGGAUGACGGGAGCUGUGAGGUGAACGGCCACAGGUACCUGGAUGGGGAGACGUUUCAACCCAAUUGCAGGGUCCUCUGCCGCUGUGACGACGGUGGCUUCACCUGCCUGCCGCUGUGCAGUGAGGAUGUGCGCCUGCCCAGCUGGGACUGCCCACGCCCCAGGAGAGUGGAGCUGCCCGGGAGGUGCUGCCCCGAGUGGGUGUGUGACCAGGGAGUCACGCCUGGGAUCCAGCCGUCCAUGGCCCAGGGACAUCAACUUUCUGCCCUUGUCACUCCUGCAUCCGCCGAUGUCCCCUGUCCAAAAUGGAGCACUGCCUGGGGCCCCUGUUCCACCACCUGUGGCCUGGGCAUAGCCACCCGAGUAUCCAACCAGAACCGAUUCUGCCAACUGGAGAUCCAGCGCCGCCUGUGUCUAUCCAGACCCUGCCGGGCAGCCAGGGGACGUAGCUCGUGGAACAGCGCCUUCUAGACCCAAGCCAGGGAUAGGGACAUGAAGCCUGACGUUCUCAGCAGGUGUCCCUCGGGCCAGGCCCUGGACGGAUGACAGAUACCCCCAUCCAUGCUCUCAGCUGCAGUUAACUGUCCUGGUAGGGUUCGUUGUCCAGGGCCGCUGAGAGAUGCCUGCUCUGUCUGAGGGCAGUGGGACAUAUGACCAGCGUCGUUUCUCUGAAUCAGCCUGGGGUUCUGACCCAUCUGCCUAAUUCCUUAUCAAACAAGCACAUACAGGACGGCGUUCUCUUCAAAUGUCCAUGUGCAAAAAGGACAACUGAAAGGACCUUCAAAGCUAGGCUGUGCUGGGCAGGCCUGGCCACCAAGCUGGGGACAAUGGCCAUGAGGGGUACCAGGCCGCAGAUUGCCUGAAACUCCCAGGUCCCUUCUUGGACUUCUGGGUGCUUGUCUCCAAAGAUCGUGGAUGGACUGUAAGUCUGGUUUCCCUGGUCUGAGAACACCCUGCCUGCCCAGGAAGAAUUCAGGGGCAGAAUUCUCUGUGAACAAGAAGAGAUGAAAUCACAUUGUCCUUAUCGAGAUCCAUGAACUUCACUUUGUAUCUGUAAGAAUGGACAUUUCUUAAGCACUCGCAAAGCAGGAGGCGCCACACUCCUGGCAGCCAGGGCCUUUCCCUUCAACACGAGAAAGGCAAGGGACAGCAGAGUACCCUCAUUUGGAGGGCUAGACCAGCCUUGGAUAAAAAGCCGAGCCAAGCGUGGAGUUCAGUUUGGUGUCUUGUGUUUUUGUAUCAAAACAAAACAAAAU
Psammomys obesus (fat sand rat) is the source of this 1752-nucleotide messenger RNA. It is a transcript of the gene Ccn5, whose product is annotated as cellular communication network factor 5. The transcript has 5 exons. Bases 215 to 967 code for a protein of 250 amino acids. The record is from RefSeq and is a predicted model, not a curated record. Gene Ontology annotation, cellular component: extracellular matrix; extracellular region. Gene Ontology annotation, biological process: signal transduction; cell adhesion. NCBI's taxonomy places the organism in Eukaryota, Metazoa, Chordata, Mammalia, Rodentia, Muridae. Gene Ontology annotation, molecular function: heparin binding; integrin binding.